This is a messenger RNA of Gorilla gorilla gorilla (western lowland gorilla), 8650 nucleotides long. RefSeq lists its product as uncharacterized. Lineage: Eukaryota; Metazoa; Chordata; Mammalia; Primates; Hominidae. The transcript is spliced from 25 exons. The record is from RefSeq and is a predicted model, not a curated record. Bases 3973 to 5187 code for a protein of 404 amino acids.
CUUGCUCUGUCAUCCAGGCUGGCAGUGGUGUGGUCUUGGCUCACUGCAGCGUCUGCCUCCUGGGUUCAAGUGAUUCUCCUGCCUCAGCCUCCUGAGUAGCUGGGACUACAGGCGCCCACCACCAUGCCCUGCUGUUUUGUAUUUUUGAGAAAUGGAAUAAUUGUAUCGCUCAUCUACGUAAACAAAUUGAAGAAUUGUCUGAAAGAAAAUAUGCUCGAGCUGUAAAAGCCAAAGGUCCGGUGAUGAUCCCAUACCCUUUUUUCCAGUCUCAUGUUGAAGAUUUUUAUGUAGAAGGCCUUCCCAAAGGAAUUUUCUUUUUUUCUUUUUUUUGGAGAUGGAGUUUUCACUCUUAUCGCCCAGGCUGGGGUGCAAUGGCACAACCUUGCUGUUCACUGCAACCUCUGCCUCCUGGGUUCAAGAAAUUCUCCUGCCUUAGCCUCCCAAGUCGCUGGGAUUACAGGUGCCCACCACCACACCAGGCUAAUUUUUGUAUUUUUAGUGGAGAUGGGGUUUCACCAUGUUGGCCAGGCCAGUCUCGAACUCCUGACGUCAAGUGAUCUUCCCGCCUCGGCCUCCCAGAGUGCUGAGAUUACAGAUGUGAACCCAUGCCAGGCCAGGAAUUUUGUUUUUUAGGAAGGCUUUCUACUAAUGGAAUUCCUGGCCUUGAGAGGAUAUUACUUUCGAUGGAAAGGAUUUUUUUGUUAUUAAAAGAGCCACCUAAGCUGAAGAUUCCCUUGAGAACAAGUACUGUCCUGCGGUUUCAUGGCCUUUCUUCCAUCUGUGGUUCUUGCGAAGUGGAAUUUAAAUGACAUCUUAUCAAGAUGGAUAAACCCUAGUUUCCCAGUGCUGGAAUAUAGAAAAUGGAUGGACAAGUAAAUCCCACUCAGCACCCAUAGUCCAGGCAUGGGGACCUCAACACACCUGAGCCCCAGACAUCACCUUUCAUUCUGGACCUACCAUGAAAGACUUCUGAAUCCAGGAAGAGAAACUGACUGGGCAACAUGUUAUUCAGAUGGGGUCUUCUUAUGUUGCCCAGGCUGGUCUCAAAUUCCUAGGCUCAAGUGAUUCCACCCACCUCUGCCUCCCAAAGUGCUGGGAUUACAGGCAUGAGCCAGCGCAUCUGGCCACCUUAUUUUCUAUUACUGGCUCAAUGUAAUGGCUCCAUCUCAGGAAAAGCCAAUGAAAGAGAUGCACAGGACAAGAAACAGGACCUUGCCCUGUCACUCAGGAUGGAGUUCAGUGGUCCUAUCAUGGCUCAUUAUAGCCUCAAACUCCCAGGCUCAAGCAAUCCUACCAUGUCAGCCUUCCCAGUAGCUGGGACUACAGGAAGUGACCUCACAAUGACUCAAGCUACCACAUACUGUUGAUUGUGAAAUGCCGGUUGAAGCAUAUGUCCUGCGAGCUUAGGGGUGCUACAAGUUGACCACUGCAGCAGAAAAGAUGACUCUGAAGAAUGGCAUGGGAUGGAUCCUCUCGAAUGUACUUGAGCAGCGGUCUCCAACCACAGGGCCACAGAGCUGGAGCUGGAUCUACCAGGAAAGACUUCUGAAUCCAGGAAGAGAGACUGACUGGGCAACAUGUUAUUCAGGGUCUCCCUCUGUUGUCCAAGGCUGGAGUGUAGUAGUGCUAUCACAGCUGACUGCAGCCUCAACCUUCCAGGCUGAAGCGAUCCUCCCAUCUCACCCUCCCACGUGGCUGAGACUACAGGUGCUUGCCACUAUGCCCAACUAAUAUUUGGAAUUUUCAUAUACGUGGAUUCCAGAGGGGUCACAGCGAAACGUGGGACCAUCCAGUUGCAGGAAAACAAGCUUAACACGCCCACUGAUUCUACAUUAUGCUCCUACCUCCCGGCAGCCUCUCCAGGCCCAGAACUUUCUCCAGUCAGCCUCUACAGACCAAGCUCAUGACUCACAAUGGCCUAUUUAGGCCCAUACCCUACCUCACGGCAGUCUCCGCAGAUGAGCCUACUGCCUCACAACAGCCUCCACAGGCACAGCUCCAUCGUUACAAUGGCCUCUUUAGACCCAGCUCCUGCCUCCCAGCCUUCUCUCCAGGCCCUGAACUUUCUCAGGUCUCCCUCUGUUGUUCAAGGCUGGAGUGUAGUAGUGCUAUCACAGCUGACUGCAGCCUCAACCUUCCAGGCUGAAGCGAUCCUCCCAUCUCACCCUCCCACGUGGCUGAGACUACAGGUGCUUGCCACUAUGCCCAACUAAUAUUUGGAAUUUUCGUAUACGUGGAUUCCAGAGGGGUCACAGCGAAACGUGGGACCAUCCAGUUGCAGGAAAACAAGCUUAACACGCCCACUGAUUCUACAUUAUGCUCCUACCUCCCGGCAGCCUCUCCAGGCCCAGAACUUUCUCCAGUCAGCCUCUACAGACCAAGCUCAUGACUCACAAUGGCCUAUUUAGGCCCAUACCCUACCUCACGGCAGUCUCCGCAGAUGAGCCUACUGCCUCACAACAGCCUCCACAGGCACAGCUCCAUCGUUACAAUGGCCUCUUUAGACCCAGCUCCUGCCUCCCAGCCUUCUCUCCAGGCCCUGAACUUUCUCAGGUCUCCCUCUGUUGUUCAAGGCUGGAGUGUAGUAGUGCUAUCACAGCUGACUGCAGCCUCAACCUUCCAGGCUGAAGCGAUCCUCCCAUCUCACCCUCCCACGUGGCUGAGACUACAGGUGCUUGCCACUAUGCCCAACUAAUAUUUGGAAUUUUCGUAUACGUGGAUUCCAGAGGGGUCACAGCGAAACGUGGGACCAUCCAGUUGCAGGAAAACAAGCUUAACACGCCCACUGAUUCUACAUUAUGCUCCUACCUCCCGGCAGCCUCUCCAGGCCCAGAACUUUCUCCAGUCAGCCUCUACAGACCAAGCUCAUGACUCACAAUGGCCUAUUUAGGCCCAUACCCUACCUCACGGCAGUCUCCGCAGAUGAGCCUACUGCCUCACAACAGCCUCCACAGGCACAGCUCCAUCGUUACAAUGGCCUCUUUAGACCCAGCUCCUGCCUCCCAGCCUUCUCUCCAGGCCCUGAACUUUCUCAGGUCUCCCUCUGUUGUUCAAGGCUGGAGUGUAGUAGUGCUAUCACAGCUGACUGCAGCCUCAACCUUCCAGGCUGAAGCGAUCCUCCCAUCUCACCCUCCCACGUGGCUGAGACUACAGGUGCUUGCCACUAUGCCCAACUAAUAUUUGGAAUUUUCGUAUACGUGGAUUCCAGAGGGGUCACAGCGAAACGUGGGACCAUCCAGUUGCAGGAAAACAAGCUUAACACGCCCACUGAUUCUACAUUAUGCUCCUACCUCCCGGCAGCCUCUCCAGGCCCAGAACUUUCUCCAGUCAGCCUCUACAGACCAAGCUCAUGACUCACAAUGGCCUAUUUAGGCCCAUACCCUACCUCACGGCAGUCUCCGCAGAUGAGCCUACUGCCUCACAACAGCCUCCACAGGCACAGCUCCAUCGUUACAAUGGCCUCUUUAGACCCAGCUCCUGCCUCCCAGCCUUCUCUCCAGGCCCUGAACUUUCUCAGGUCUCCCUCUGUUGUUCAAGGCUGGAGUGUAGUAGUGCUAUCACAGCUGACUGCAGCCUCAACCUUCCAGGCUGAAGCGAUCCUCCCAUCUCACCCUCCCACGUGGCUGAGACUACAGGUGCUUGCCACUAUGCCCAACUAAUAUUUGGAAUUUUCGUAUACGUGGAUUCCAGAGGGGUCACAGCGAAACGAAGUGACCUCACAAUGACUCCAGCUACCACUUACUGUUGAUUGUGAUGAAAUGCCAGCUGAGGCACAUGCCUUGGGAGCUAAGUGGUUGCUGCACUUGACCACUAUGAAGACUGGUGUGGGAAGGGUCGCUUUGGAUGCACUUGAGCAGGGCUCCCCAACCCCUGAGCCAUGGAGCCAUAGGGAGCCACAGGGAGCCACACAGCAGGAGGUGGGACCAUCCAGUUGCAGGAAAACAAGCUUAACACGCCCACUGAUUCUACAUUAUGCUCCUACCUCCCGGCAGCCUCUCCAGGCCCAGAACUUUCUCCAGUCAGCCUCUACAGACCAAGCUCAUGACUCACAAUGGCCUAUUUAGGCCCAUACCCUACCUCACGGCAGUCUCCGCAGAUGAGCCUACUGCCUCACAACAGCCUCCACAGGCACAGCUCCAUCGUUACAAUGGCCUCUUUAGACCCAGCUCCUGCCUCCCAGCCUUCUCUCCAGGCCCUGAACUUUCUCAAGUUGACCUCACCAGUCCCAGCUCAUGCUUCUUUGCAGCCUCUCCACGCCCAGCUUCUGCAUCUUGGUGGCCCCUCCAGGCCCCUCUGCCUCCUGUCUGCUUUUACAGUCCCAACAUCUGCCUCAUAGCAGAUUCUUCAGGCCCAGCCUCUGCCUCACUAUGGACCCCCCAAGCCAAGGUCCCAACCUUUCAGCAGCUUCUACACACCCAGCUCCUGCCACCCAGUGGCCUCUUUAGGCCCAGCUCAUGCUUCACAAGGGCCUUUCCAGGCCCAACUUUCGUCUCAUGGCAACCUUGCCUGGCCAGAUUCCUACGUGUCUCCCAGCAGCCUAGACAGGCCCAGGUCUUGCCUCACACUGGCCUCUCUACAUCCAGCUCAUGCCUCACGGUGGCCUCUCCAGGCCCAGCUCCUGUCCCAGGACAUCAUUUCUGGGCCCAAAACUUACUCAAGUCAGGCUCUCUAGUCCCAACUGCUGCCUCCUGGUGGCCUAUGAAGGCCCAAAAUCUCCUCAAGUUGACCUCUCCCGGCCCAGCUCCUGCCUCCUGUCUGCGUCUAGAGGCCCAACCUCUGCCUCAUGGGGGCUUCUCCAGGCCCAGCUCUUCCUCUUGGCUGAGUCUACAGGCACAACUGCUGCCUCACAACAGCCUUUUUUGGCCCAGUUCCUGUCCAGGUCAUGGCGGCCAAUGUAGGCCCAAAACUUCCUCAAGUCAAACUCUCCAGGCCCACCUUCUGCUUCCCAGUGGCAUGAAAAGACCCAGCUUUGGCUUGAGAACAGCCUCUGCAGGCCCUGCUCUUGCCUCCCAGGGGCUUUUCCAAGCCCAGCUCUUGCCUCAUGGCAGCUGCCCCAGGCCAAAUUUCUGCCUGCCUGCCAGCAGACUCAACAGGCACAGCUCCUCCCUCACAGUGGCCCAUUUAGGCCCAACUCAUGACUGUCGGGCCAUUUCCAGGCCUAGUGCCUGCCUCCUGGCUGACUCUUGAAGCCCAAAACUUCCUCAAAUCAGCCUUUUGCCCAACUUCUGUCUACUGUCGGACUCUACAGGCCAGCCUCUGCCUCACAGUGGACCCUCCAGACCCAGAUGGUGUCUCACUGUGGCAUCCUCAGGCGAAGCGCCUGCCUUUCGGCAGCUUCUACAGGCCCAGCUCCUGCCUUGCAGUGGCCUCUUUAGGCCAAGCUCAUGCCCCAUGGCAACUUUUCCAGGCACAGCUUUUGCCUUUUGCAGCCUGUCCAAGCCCAGAAUGUCCUUAACUCGGCAUCUCCAGGAUGAGCUCAUCCUCCCAGUGUGUCUACAGGCCCGUCUCCUGCCUCACAACAAUCUCCUUUGGCCCAACUCCUGCUGAGCUGCUGGAAGCCUCUGUAGGCCACAGACUUCUUAAAGUAAAGCUUUCCAGGCCCACCUUCGGCCUCCCAGCAGACUCAGCAAUCAAACUAUUCCCUCACUGCGGCCACCGAAAGCCAAGUUUCUCCCUGCCUCGCGGCAUCCUCCGAAAACUGAGCAUUUGCCUCACGGUGGCCUCCCCAGUCCACGAAUCUGCCUGCCUCCCAGGCAGGUGCUGCCUCACAAUGGUCUCUUUAGGCCCCGCUCAUGCUAAAAGAUGGACUCUCCAGGCACAGCUCUUGCCUCCUGGCAGCCUCUGCAGGCCCAAAUUCUCCAAAAGUUGGCCUCUCCUAACUCAGCUCCUGCCUCAUGUUGGUCUACACAGGCCCAGACUCUUACCACACAGUAGACUCUCCAGGCCCACCACUUGCCUGAUCAUAGCCUCCUAAGGCCAAGCUCCUGCCUUUCGGCAGCCUCUACAGGCCCAGCUCCUGCCUCGCAAUUGCCUUUGUAGGCCAAGAUCAUGCCACGAAGUGGCCUUUCCUAGCCUAACUUUUGCUUUUUGACGCAUACUCCGGUCCCAAAACUUCCUCCAGUCAGCCAGUCCAGGCCAAGCUCUUCCUCCCAAAGGCUUCUGCAGGCCAAAAUCGUCCUGAAGUCACCCUCUGCAGGCCCAGCUCCUGUCUCCAAGUGCUGUGUAGGCCAAGCUAAUGCCUCACAGCACACUUUCCAGGCUGAGCGUUUCCUUUUGUGCAUCCUCUCCAAGUCCUGAACUUAACUCCAGUUGGCCUCUCCAGACCAAGCUCUCCCUCCCAGUGGCCUCUACAGGCCAAAAUUGUCCUCAGGUCAGCUUCUCCAGGGCCAACUCCUAGCUACCGGUGGCUUCUGCAGGCCAAAAUCGACCUCAAGUCAGCCUCUUCACACCCAGCUCUUGCCUCUGAGUGGCCUCUCCAGGAGCAAAACUUUCUCAAGUCGGCCUCUCCAGGCCCAGCCUCCUGCUUCCCGAGGGCAUGUACAGGCCCAGCCUCUGCCUCACAGCAGACUCUCCACACCCAGCUCUUCCCUGUCUGCGGCCUCUCCAGUCCAAAGCUGCUCCUGCCUUUUGGCAGCUUGUACAGGCCCAGCUCCUCCAUCACGGUGGCCUCUUUUGGCCCAACUCAUGCUUCUUGCAACCUGCACAAGUGUCAGCUCCUGCCUCACACUGGCCUGUUGAGGCCCAGCUCAUGCCUCUCGUGGCCUCAACAGGCCCAUCCCCUGCCUGUCGGCGGCCUCUACAGGCCCGGCCUCUACCUCACAGUGGGCUCUUCAGGCCCACCUCUUCCUCACCGUGGCCUCUUGGGGCAAUACUCCUCCCUCUUGGGAGCCUCUGCGGGCCCAGCUCCUGCCUCCCAGUGGCCUCUGUAGGCCAAGCCCGUGCCUCAGGGCAGCCUUUCCAGGCCUAGCGUUUGCUGCUUUGCAUCCUCUCCAGGCCCUGGACUUCCUCCAGUCGGCCUCUCCAGGCCCAGCUCUUCCUCUCGGCGGCCUCUGCAGGCCCAGACUGUCGUCAAGUCAGCCUGUCCAGGGCCAGCUCCUGCCUCCCGGCGGCCUCUGCAGGCCCAAGUCAUUCUCAAGUCGGCUUCCCCAGGCCCAGCUCCGGCCUCUCGGCGGCCUCUCCGGGUGCAAAAGUUCCUCGAGUCAGCCUCUCCAGGCCCAGCUCCUCCUGCCUCCCAGUUGCCUCUUUCGGCCCAGCCCAGCUCAUGCCUCCCGGCGGCCUUCCCAGGCCCCGCUUUUGACUUUCGGUGGCCUCUGCAGGCCUCGACAAGGCCCGGCCUCCUGCCUCCCGAAGGCCUGCACAGGCCCAGCCUCUGCCUCACAGCGGACUCUCCACGCCCAGCUAGCUCUCGCCUCACUGCGGUCUCCCGAGUCCAAAGCUCCUGCCUCUCGGCCGCUUCGGCAGGCCCAGCUCCCGCCUGCCAGUGGCCACUUCAGGCCCAUGGGGCUCAUUCCUCACAACGGCCUUUGCAGGCCCAGUUUUUCCCUUCCGGCGGCCUCUCCGGGCCGAGAACCUCCUCAAGUCGGCCUCUCCAGACCCACUUGCACCCUCUGGGUGUCCUCUCUGGGCCCAGCUCUUCUUCCUGGUUGCGUCUCCAGGCCCGACUCCUGCCUCUUAACAACCUCUUUGGACUCAGUGCCUACCCAUUUCCUGGCGGCCUUGGUCGGCCCACAGCUUCCUCAAGCCAAGCUCCCCAGGCCCAGGUCAGGCUUCACGGUGGCCUCUCCAGGCUCAGCUCCUGCCCUCCAAUGGCAUCUGCAGGCCCCAAACGGCCUCCGGUCGGUGGGCUCCUCUAGGCCCAGCUUGGGCCUCCCGGCGGCCUCUGCAGGCCCAAAUCAUCCCGAAGUCGGCCUCUCCAGGCCCAGCUCCGGCCUCCCGGCGGCCUCUGCAGGCCCAAGUCGUCCUCAAGUCGGCCUGGAAUUGGGCCUGGAAGAGCAGCAAGUCGGCCUCCCUGGGCCCAGCUCCGUCCUCUCGGCGGCCUCUCCAGGUGCAAAACUUCCUCAAGUCAGCCUCUCCAGGCCCAGCUCCUCCUGCCUCCCAGUGGCCUCUUUCAGCCCAGCCCAGCUCAUGGCUCUCGGCGGCCUUCCCAGGCCCCGCUUUUGACUUUUGGCGGCCUCUUCAGGCCCAGAACUUGACCUCCAGUCGGCCUUUGCAGGCCCAGCCUCCUGCCUCCCAAAGGCCUGUACAGGCCCAGCCUCAGCCUCACAGCGGACUCUCCAUGCCCAGCUAGCUCUCGUCUCACUGCAGCCUCCCCAGUCCAAAGCUCCUGCCUUUCGGCUGCUUCUGCAGGUCCAGCUCCCGCCUGCCAGUGGCCUCUUUAGGCCCAGCUCAUUCCUCACAACGGCCUUUCCAGGCCCCAUUUUUCACUUCUGGCAGCCUCUUGGCCUCUAAUUUUUUUAUCUUUUGUGUAUAAAUCCCAAAAUAUGGAAUUUUGGAAUAUUUCCAUCAUUAUAUAAAUAUUUUGGUAGGUAAUUUAUUUGGAGUGAGUUUCUGCACCAAGCCCGAAUUUUUUAUUUUCCUUAUUAUUUGGUGUUAAACAGGUUUAAUGACGGUCAUGGCAACUUUUUGGCACAAUAAAAAAUAUCGCCCAUGA